AUGUCUUUGAAAGAACCUGUAAAUAGCUGUGCAACCAUUGACAAUAUUGAUAAUGUUGUCAAAAAUAUUGCUAAAUUGAACUUGAAAAGUCCUAAAUCGACUAAAAAACCAAAGAAUAAGAGAAAAAAAAACAUUGAUAACAAGAAUGGUUCUGUACCUUAUCAUUUAUUCAGCCAUUCUAGUAAGACCUAUUUACCUAAAACACCGAAGGAAAUAUUCGAAUCAAUCGAAGAAGUAGGACUAUAUAAAAAUGGCAAGUUUGCAUGUGAUAUUAGCCCAGAGAAUAAAUCUUCAAUAAUGCCCGUACUGGAGCACAAUGUUUCCCUUUUGGCAGGUAAAUCUAUUACCGAAUCAAAAGAAUUGAAAACCAAAUUUAUUGGAAGUAACCUCUAUUCUAACCUUGAAAUAUAUAAAGCAAUGGAUGAUAAAGAUUUGGAUAGUAUUGAGCCCUGUUUAAAAUAUAUCGAAUCUCAAUUCAAAUCAGGCACUUGGUCAAACACCACCUCAAAAUUAACAAUUGUGUCUGCUAGACACCACAUAGUAGAUAUCGGGAUGUCUUUAUUCAAUUCCAACGACAAGAAUUCUGAUACUACAAUAAUAUGUACAUAUCUCAGUAAUGGUUUACUACUGUUUUCUCGUGAUUCUCAUAAUAAAUCAUUUGGCAAAAGUGGCAUACACUCCACGAAUCCAAUUUUGAAAAAGAUAUGCUUCUCAGGAUUUGCGUUUGAAGAUCUGAUCACAAGUCAGGAUGGUGCUAAAGAUCCUGCAUUCUCCAUCAUUAGAGCUCGAUUAGAUGAUGACGUAAACCUAGUGCUACGUUGUGAAAUGGAUGCCUAUAAUACUUCUGAAGACAUUUAUAGCGAAUUGAAAUGUUACGCCAAUUUAAAAAUGGGUAACCCUCAACAUCGUAAGAAAUUAUUGAAAACUUGGUUACAAACAGGCUUAUGUAAAAAUUCAGAUAUUAUUAUUGGGAUAAGAGACCCUUGUGAUGGAAUAUUAAAUGAUAUACAACAAUACUCCAGAACCGGUUUAUAUGGUAAAUUUAACAAUAGAAAUCUUACUCCAUAUAACAAGGACUUUAAUUAUAACUCUAACAUUGCUGUAGAAUGGACUCAGCAUUGCCUAAGGUCUAUCUGCCAACUAAUAACAGUCAAUGUAAAUCCAAAUGAGGACGAAGGUCCACAAUCCUUUAAGAUCAAGAUAGACAUACGUCAUAACAUAUCUAUCAAGAAAUUAAACUCAACACCGGCAGGUGUUGAAAUACCACACUUUAUAUAA
Molecule: messenger RNA, 1278 nt
Organism: Maudiozyma barnettii
Lineage: Eukaryota; Fungi; Ascomycota; Saccharomycetes; Saccharomycetales; Saccharomycetaceae
Gene: DXO1
Product: Dxo1p
Exons: 1
Coding region: 1-1278 (425 amino acids)
Biological process (GO): NAD-cap decapping; nuclear-transcribed mRNA catabolic process
Cellular component (GO): nucleus; cytosol
Molecular function (GO): mRNA 5'-diphosphatase activity
Source: RefSeq, a predicted model, not a curated record